AUGCUUGCGCCUGCGGUGCCAGAGAUUAUCGAGGAUGACGACAUCGGACUCGCCGUCGACGCUCGAACCGAAAGCCUGCCAGGCCUGCGUGAACUCGGCCCCCCUGAUCUCGUCCAUUUGGUCAAGCAGAGUGUAAAAGCUGGCUCGAAGCAGACCGGCGUCUACCAUCAUGUGACGGGCAUCGAUGCCUCUUCCUCGGCCAGUCUGGCUGCCUACGUCAACACCCUGACAUUCAAUCCCUCUGACAAGACCCACAAGGUCGUAUCCGGGUUGUACUGCUGCUACAAUGCCUUUUCCCAUCUGGACAUGAGAGUCGAAGUCAAAAUUCCCGGCAGCGUGGAGAGCUACUGUGUGGACGAGAGAGGGGACCGAAGAGUGGCCACCGAAGGCUUAUGGCUGGAAACAUUUUUGUGCGGCGUCCUGCGCGCAUAUUCGUAUUCAGAUGACGGCAGUGGAGACACGAUCAAGAAGAUUAUUGGUGUCAGGAGGUUCAAUCCGAUCACAAAUACCGAGAUGGAACACAGGUUUUUCGAGGCCGCCGAGAAACUCUUCUUCAACGGCCGACAACUUGGGUCAGAUUCAGAAAUUCAAAUCCCAAAUCUGGUUUCCAACCACCUUACGUCUGGCCUACUCAAAUACAUCAAGACCGCCGGUCGUUACGCAUCUGGCAUCAAUCUCUUUGAAAAGCUGCGGACCAAGGACGUCGAAGUCUCUUCGUUGCUGGCUCGAGUUCUGCUCGAGGGCGACGAGGAAGUUCAAGCUGUAAGGCUACUGCACGAUGCCCUCCAGGACGUCCCCAUGGAUUACGCUCUCCUGGAUGCACAAGCAACAUUUUGCCAGCAAAAGGGUGAGGGCUUGACCGCCCUCGAACUCGCGAAACAAGGUGUCACGGCUGCCCCUAGUGAGUUCAGCACGUGGGCCCGGUUGGCUGAAAUUUACGUUGAUCUCGAGCAGUGGGAUCUCGCUCUUCUCACCCUCAACUCCUGUCCUAUGUUUUCAUACCAAGACAAGGACUCGCCUCGUAUGCCUGAACCUACACGAGUACUUCUUCCCAUAUUGCCGGAGACCGCCUUGGAAGAGAUUGACGAAGGCCAGCCCCGGCAUGGUGAACCUUAUGACUCCGUUCAUGUUUCUCUGCGGAAGCUGCAGGCCGCAACAUAUCAAGGCACAUUUCUAAAGGCGUAUAGUCUCCUCACGAGAAUCGCUGCUUCCAUUGGUUGGGACUCCCUGCUGAAGACACGCAGCCUUGUAUUUGUCAUGGAGGAAGAGUACCGCACUGAACGGGCGCAUUCACUGACCCCGAAAGUCUCUGCCAGCAAGAAUGCCAGCACUGUAGCCCUGUCCGGCACCCCCAACGGCGAUCCAAAGAAGACCACCGACAGCACCUCUGACGAAGAUGGAUCUGACGAUGGCUCUCCAACAAAUGACAACGCCGUGGCAGGAGGAUCAUCCGUGUCGUCCAAUCUCAACGGUGGUACCGAUGAAAAUGCCCAACUCAGCGCCGAUCGAACGAUGGAGAAGCCAGUUCCCACAAUUGCUGCAGAGGAGGUCAAGUCCGGGAGUGACGACCCAGAUGCUGCCCACUCUCAAUAUCCGCAGUUUCAAAAUAAACGUCUGUGUGAGCGGUGGUUGGAUAACUUAUUCAUGGUGCUGUAUGAGGAUCUGCGAAUAUACACCAUAUGGCGCACGGAGAUGGGACAAUACCGGCAGCAGCAGAUGCAAUAUAAGAAAUCGGCAUCCGAAUGGGAAAUUCUUGGAGACCUGGCUGAACGGUUGCAUCACACAAAUGAGGCUCUGGAGGCUUACCAGCAGUGUCUGAAUAUCCGGUUCUCCCCCAAGGCGAUGCGAGGCAUCCUUCGAAUGCACGAGCGGAAAGGAGACACUAGAAACUCGUUGGCUUGUCUAAUUCGGCUGAUUACAUGGCAAUAUCGAUGGUACUCUGAGUUCUCACCUGAACUAUUCUACUCUAUACGGAAACUGAUUGAAGAGGAAGGCGCCGUCAAGAUUCGAAGCAUCGUGCAAUCCACUAACCUCCCUCAGCAUGUGUUGGAUUUGACGCAUGAAUAUUGUCAAGUGUGUGUCACAUUCCGAAGUAGUGGGACUGAUGGUUAA
This is a messenger RNA of Exophiala aquamarina CBS 119918, 2112 nucleotides long. RefSeq lists its product as uncharacterized. Bases 1 to 2112 code for a protein of 703 amino acids. Gene Ontology annotation, molecular function: protein binding. The record is from RefSeq and is a predicted model, not a curated record. Gene Ontology annotation, cellular component: exomer complex. Gene Ontology annotation, biological process: Golgi to plasma membrane transport. The transcript is spliced from 3 exons. Lineage: Eukaryota; Fungi; Ascomycota; Eurotiomycetes; Chaetothyriales; Herpotrichiellaceae.